Messenger RNA from Phycodurus eques (leafy seadragon), 1451 nucleotides. RefSeq names its product barrier-to-autointegration factor. NCBI's taxonomy places the organism in Eukaryota, Metazoa, Chordata, Actinopteri, Syngnathiformes, Syngnathidae. The transcript has 3 exons. The record is from RefSeq and is a predicted model, not a curated record. Gene Ontology annotation, molecular function: DNA binding. Bases 242 to 514 code for a protein of 90 amino acids.
AUGGCGCCAAUUGCCAGUAACCACCAAAGAAGAAAAAGACACCGAAGAAGACGAGCAGGAAGUAGAAGAAGCGCGUUGCAGGCUCAAUUCAGCUAAUAUUACUCCAGGACGGGACAGCCGAACCAGAAGGUAAGCUCUUCUCAGCUAACAAAAGCUUUGAUCGCAGGGAACGCCACUCGCCGUUUGGCAUCACCGGCUUGUUUUAUCUGUGACCUGAUCUUUGACCGUCAACAAAGCAGCCAUGUCGUCGACAUCUCAGAAACAUCGAGACUUUGUGACCGAGCCAAUGGGAGAAAAACCCGUGUUUGCUCUUGGAGGCAUCGGUGAGGUCCUCGGCAAAAGACUGGAGGAGAAAGGUUUUGAUAAGGCGUACGUCGUCCUUGGACAGUUUCUGGUACUCAAGAAAGACGAGGAGCUUUUCCGGGAAUGGCUUAAGGACACUUGUGGUGCAAAUUCGAAACAACAAGGUGACUGCUUCAGCUGCCUUAAAGAAUGGUGUGAUGCCUUCCUAUAAAGGAUUCGUCUGUCCAUUUUUUUUAUUUUUUUGGUAGUUGAAACGGUUCAUCGGCUCUUCACUAGAUUUAAAUCCACCGUAUGUGUAUAUAUAUAUAUAUAUAUAUAUGAACAAACACUGCAACACACCUAUGAGGUUUAUUGAAGUCAAGUUUUAAUCAUACGUUUGCUUUUUCACUGACGUUCACGGUCUGUUUCACAUUUUAAUUGUUCUUAAAAACCAUCUAAAUAAGUUUGAAAGUUAUUGGGGAAAGUUGUUUUACAAGAGUUCAAGCUUUACUGCUGAUAUUGAAUGUACACAACACAAGCUCAAGGCCCCUCCUCCCCGAUUCUGUUGACUUCACAUGAUUCAAAUUCAAGAAGGUUGUUUGUAAGCCAAAAAGAUCUUCAGCAAGUUUUGGGGUGCUGACAAACCAAAAUUGAUUGCAGCCUUUAUUUGACAAUCCCACAUCUGUGUUUGCCAAAUUAUUUAUAGACUGAUUUCCUCGGUUUGAACAAAGCUGCUCGCUAUUCACCCUUUCUUGAUUGAUGAUUUUGAUUUUCUAACGUAUCGAAAGGUUUAUAAAGCUACGUGAAGCUCAUUAGCACAUCAUAUCACUGUUUGUUAUCGAUGUGCUAUUUAUUGGUCUACAGCCAAUUUUUAAGAGAGUUGAUGGGUUGCCUGUUAGGCACAGUUGAAAACUACAUUAAAGAAAAAAAAAACUGUAAACUGACAUUCGUCUCAGCUGUGUGUGUAACAUUGUAAUUGGUUAACACAAAAGCAGUUUUGAAGUUUGACCUUCCAACUUUGUUCUGAACACGUGUACAAAUAACAAUGCUGGCAAUUUUUCUCUCAAACAAAAAAAUAUUAACUAGCAGAAAUAGACUGCAAUUGCUCCAACCAUAAUAAUAAAUACUAAAAAGGUCUCACAAAAAAAAAAGGCUUUUUGUUCAAAUGU